AUGCCAUGCCAUGAGCUGCUGGUGACCCAUCCUGAGGAGAUGCAGAUCACUGUGUCCUACAUCCUGGAGCUCAUCACUGCAGUCAUGGAGCGUCACGACACGGCACGGGGAGAGCUGGUGGAGUCGCUAGGCUUUCUCAGCUGCGUCACGUCCUUCGACUUGGGCCGCCGAUGCCUCGACCUCCUGCGGCGCAUGAUGCUGAGCAGCGACCAAUGCUCCGAGCCUCCAACGAGCGAAGCGAAGCGCGACGGGCGGAAGUUGGAGCUGCGAUAUGCUAUGUUUUUGUGUGGUCGCGAGGAGGCGGGGCAUGGACUUGAACGCAUCGUGGUGCCCACGGUGAUGGACUUUGGGGAGGUGGCGCCCGCAUCGGCGUGCGGCGUGCGAAGAGAAGCACUGGGUGCUAUUUCACAUGAGGACAACAUCAACAGCGAUGUGACCAAAACCAUUCUGCUGGGCUUGCUGGACAUGGUGCAGGAACAGCAGAUUAGGGAAGAGGUUUGCAGCCUUAUCCAAGAGCUGCUGCCCAUGAUGCUUUCCUGGAAGAAUAUCUUACUGAAAAUGGUGAAGUUGCUGGCCUACAUGACGGGUCCAGAGGAGUACGCGUCGAAGGCUGCGCAACAGGACCUGGCCGGAAGGUGCAUCACGCAUUUGGAGAACAAGGCACUUUUCGACAACCAGCGGCUGCGCAGCAUGUGGAUGGACGUCUUGCGGAUCUCGCAGAACAUCGUGAUGCACGGCUCCGAGGAGAUCGUGGGCAUGUUCUACAAAGCUGCGAUCCAUUCCAAGGUGGUGGCCCGGCUCAGGCAGGUCUUGACGUCCACCAAGGGCCGCCACAACGACCUGCCCUUGGAGGCCAAGACGAUCGCAUCCAUUUGCCACUUCGCCUCAGCCAUCAUGAAGCGCAGUACCGAUGCCUUGCACGAGUGCUGUGAUCCCAUCUGUUUGCAUGAUGUGCUUUGCCAGCUGCUGCGCUUUCACGUCGUGGAUCCCAUCAUCAUGGAGGCUGUGACCCGCAGCUUGCGGGUGAUGUUGGAGGAUCCCCGAGUCUACAAGAAGCAGGCCAUCAAAGUGGUCGAAGACCUCCGCAAGGUGACCCCAUUGCUGCAAUUCCUGGGCCAGAAGAAGUACCCGGAGCUCUACAAGUUGGCCCUGAAGCACGAUGGGUCGCAGUCUUCGGACCCACCGCCCUUCGCGGAGCUGGAGAAUGAUUUAGUGACCAGCGCAAUGGUGGGCAUUGUCUCCCUGGUGGAGUUCUUUGCUGCAGAAGACGACAGCAUCGAGGACGAUCAAGCACGUCAGCUGGUGAACGACGCCAUGAAUGUCCAGGGGCGUGAGACGAUCUUGCUCAAGUUGCUGGUGAUCCCCUGCGAUGAUUUGAAGCUCAUCGUGAUGCGUUGCCUCAGCAAAGUUCCCCUGAGUCAGAUUGAGCCGGACGAGAUGGGCGCCAUUGUGAAGUGUUUGUCGGACGUGAAGAACAUUGGCGAGGGCCGAACAGAAGAAAUGUUGGCACUGGUGGUCCGGCAGCUGCAGCGUUUGUUGCUGGCGCCGGGCGAGACAGGGCAGCAGUUCUGCGAGGGCUUUGCGGAGCGCGCUGUGGUGGAAUGUAGUGAGGUCCUGCUGGCCAACAGCUUGAGGCCAACCUUCAAUCAGUCUGAUGAGUUCGAAAAGCUGGAGCUAUCUUCUGCCAUCGUGAGCUUCUAUUUCUGUUGCAGUGCGAUCCCUGCACUCCGCGGGUGCUUGAGGAACCCCACCAUCGACGCCUUGUUCGCGAAGAUCAUCAAGCUAGAAGAGGAGCUCCAUUCUCCUUUGGCACUGGAUGUCUCGUUGGAGCAGACCUGGCUGGGCCGUUCUUUGGAGAACCUCCUGCAGUGUUUCCAAGGCGAACGCCAGCUGCUGCGCAACAAGAAGGUCACGAUCCGCAUCUUGGCACAGAUGGCCAAUGUCGUCGAAGGCCGCUCCAGCUACCAGGGCCGCGUGCGGAAGAUGCGAUCUCUCACAGAGCUAGCCGAGGAAGAGGCGAAGAUGUGGGACAUGUCUUUGGUGCAGAAGGGGCAGAGAUUUUUAGACAAUCAGGAGUGGGAUGAUCGUUGUGCUCAAGCCCAGAACUUUGUGAGUGCCGGUGGACCUGGCUGGGUGCAGGAGUUCUUGUUGGACCUGGCCGCCGGCGAGCGAGAGGAGUACUACCUGGACCAGUACGGCAAGGCCCGGCGCGAGGGACGAGGGACGAGUCGCUGA
Messenger RNA from Durusdinium trenchii, 2235 nucleotides. NCBI's taxonomy places the organism in Eukaryota, Dinophyceae, Suessiales, Symbiodiniaceae. The record is from the annotation of a GenBank genome assembly.